Molecule: messenger RNA, 348 nt
Organism: Ambispora gerdemannii
Lineage: Eukaryota; Fungi; Glomeromycota; Glomeromycetes; Archaeosporales; Ambisporaceae
Source: the annotation of a GenBank genome assembly
AUGUUCGCCCAUGAUUAUUUUAAAGGAAAAAGAUGGUCUAAAACUAAAUUACUUUCUCCCCUAUCUGAUUUGGUUGGCAAAAGAGCCUGCUCUUCUUGUUUAGACUUAUUCAAAGCACAUCUCACUGAUAUCAUUAAGAAGCAAAUUAACAACAACGAACCACUUGAUAUCUUCGUUAACUGUCAUUUCAAAGUUGCACUUCGUUGUUAUUGGCAUGCAUGGAUGUGUUCUAUUUCCAAUGCCAUAAACAGAUCAGAAGAUGAUAAAAUUCAUCGUGAUUUUGAUGAGCAUGUAAUUAGUGAAGAUGAAGGAACUAAUAAUGAUAAUUUAAAGGAUAAUGAAGAUUAG